This is a messenger RNA of Lipotes vexillifer (Yangtze River dolphin), 1830 nucleotides long. It is a transcript of the gene ARAF, whose product is annotated as A-Raf proto-oncogene, serine/threonine kinase. The transcript has 15 exons. Bases 1 to 1830 code for a protein of 609 amino acids. The record is from RefSeq and is a predicted model, not a curated record. Gene Ontology annotation, molecular function: ATP binding; MAP kinase kinase kinase activity. Gene Ontology annotation, cellular component: mitochondrion; cytosol. Gene Ontology annotation, biological process: protein phosphorylation; MAPK cascade. Lineage: Eukaryota; Metazoa; Chordata; Mammalia; Artiodactyla; Lipotidae.
AUGGAGCCACCACGGGCCCCCCCUGCCAACGGGGCCGAGCCAUCCCGGGCAGUGGGCACUGUCAAAGUGUACCUGCCCAACAAGCAACGCACAGUGGUGACUGUCCGGGAUGGCAUGAGUGUCUACGACUCUUUAGACAAGGCCCUCAAGGUGCGGGGACUCAAUCAGGAUUGCUGUGUGGUCUACCGGCUCAUCAAGGGUCGAAAGACAGUCACCGCCUGGGACACAGCCAUUGCACCCCUGGAUGGCGAGGAGCUCAUUGUGGAGGUCCUUGAAGACGUCCCCCUGACCAUGCACAAUUUUGUACGGAAGACAUUCUUCAGCCUGGCCUUUUGUGACUUCUGCCUUAAGUUUCUGUUCCAUGGCUUCCGCUGCCAAACCUGUGGAUACAAGUUCCACCAGCAUUGUUCCUCCAAGGUCCCCACAGUCUGUGUUGACAUGAGUACCAACCGCCGACAGCCCUCAAGGUUCUACCACAGUGUCCAAGAUUUGUCCGGAGGCUCCAGACAGCAUGAGGCUCCCUCGAACCGCCCCCUGAAUGAGCCACUCACCCCUCAGGGUCCCAGCUCCUGCACCCAGCACCGCGACCCCAAGCACUUCCCCUUCUCUGCCCCGGCCAACGCCCCCCUCCAGCGCAUCCGCUCCACAUCUACCCCCAACGUCCACAUGGUCAGCACCACGGCCCCCAUGGACUCCGGCCUCAUCCAGCUCCCUGCCCAGAGUUUCAACACUGACGCUGCUGGGAAUAGAGGUGGUGGCGAUGGAACCCCCCGGGGGAGCCCCAGCCCAGCCAGCAUGUCCUCGGGGAGGAAGUCCCCACAUUCCAAGUCCCCGUCAGAGCAGCGGGAGCGGAAGUCCUUGGCCGAUGACAAGAAGAAAGUGAAGAAUCUGGGGUACCGGGACUCGGGCUAUUACUGGGAGGUGCCACCCAGUGAGGUGCAGCUGCUGAAGAGGAUCGGGACGGGCUCGUUUGGGACCGUGUUUCGUGGGCGGUGGCACGGUGAUGUGGCCGUGAAGGUGCUCAAGGUGGCCCAACCCACAGCUGAGCAGGCCCAGGCCUUCAAGAACGAGAUGCAGGUGCUCAGGAAGACACGUCACGUCAACAUCUUGCUGUUCAUGGGCUUCAUGACCCGGCCGGGAUUUGCUAUCAUCACACAGUGGUGCGAGGGCUCCAGUCUCUACCACCACCUGCACGUGGCCGACACACGCUUCGACAUGGUCCAGCUCAUUGAUGUGGCCCGGCAGACUGCCCAGGGCAUGGACUAUCUCCAUGCCAAGAACAUCAUCCACCGAGAUCUCAAGUCUAACAGUAUCUUCCUACACGAGGGGCUCACGGUGAAGAUCGGGGACUUCGGCCUGGCCACAGUGAAGACGCGGUGGAGUGGGGCCCAGCCUUUGGAGCAGCCCUCGGGCUCUGUGCUAUGGAUGGCAGCUGAGGUGAUCCGUAUGCAGGACCCGAACCCCUAUAGCUUCCAGUCGGAUGUCUACGCCUAUGGGGUUGUGCUCUACGAACUCAUGACCGGCUCGCUGCCUUACAGCCACAUUGGCAGCCGUGACCAGAUUAUCUUUAUGGUGGGCCGUGGCUAUCUGUCCCCGGACCUCAGCAAAAUCUCCAGCAACUGCCCCAAGGCCAUGAGGCGCCUGCUGUCUGACUGCCUCAAGUUCCAGCGGGAGGAGCGGCCCCUCUUCCCCCAGAUCCUGGCCACGAUUGAGCUGCUGCAGCGGUCACUCCCCAAGAUUGAGCGGAGUGCCUCCGAACCCUCCUUGCACCGUACCCAGGCUGAUGAGUUGCCUGCCUGCCUACUCAGCGCAGCCCGCCUUGUGCCUUAG